GUUCAGUUCGAUCAGUUCGAUUCGGUCGGAAACAGUAAUCGCGACUCCAAGUGGAUAUAUAUUUUGACACCUCUAAUUAUGUUGACGUGGCAAUUGUGGAUUACGCUGCUCUUUAUUUUGUGGUUCUAUUUCUUGUGGACGCGUCGCAGAUUCUAUUUAUUAACUCUAAAGAUACCGGGUCCACUUGGAUAUCCAAUACUUGGCAUGGCCCAUAAAUUGUAUCGUAGAGAAAAUGUGUUGCGAGAAUUUGGAAUCUAUUUGGAGAAGCAUGGAACAACCAUAUUUUCGUGGCUGGGUCCAAUACCAUUCGUAAUUGUCAGCGAUCCUCAAGUCAUACAGGAUAUUUUCACUUCCCCACAUUGCGUUAACAAGGGUUUAAUCUACAAGGCUGUCGAUGAUGGCGCUGGCUUGGGAUUAUUUAGCUUGCCAGAUCCCCGCUGGAGCGUACAUCGGAAGUUGCUGAAUCCAGCAUUUGGACAUAAGGUGCUGCUUAGUUUUCUGCCCGUGUUUAACAAUGAGACGCGAUUUCUUUUAAAACAGAUGGAUACGCUAGUUGGUGAAGGUGAAAAAGAUAUAAUCCCUCUGCUGCAAUUCCUUACGCUGAGCAUAGCAACUCAAACUACAAUGGGCAGUGAUGUAAAGCUCGAUGAAAACCUAAAUAACAGCAAAUUGAUGGAGGAUUAUCAAUGUCUUCUGGAAACCAUGACAGAUAUGUGCUUUUCUCCUUGGUUGAUCAAUAAAACGGUACGACAGGUGUUUGGCAAGGACGAACAUUACUCGGUCGCCAAGACAGAAAUACGUGAAUUCAUCAGAAAGAUAAUUGAAAAGAAAAUGGCUAGAGAUUCGGAGAUAGGCACUCAAUCGCAAGAUAAAAAUAUUUUUCUAAAUCUAGCUGUUGAUUUGAUGAGGCGUGGCACGUUCACCUGGGAAAAUGUGGAAGAUGAAUCGAAUUUGAUUGUGUUUGGGGCAUUUGAGACGACUGCCAACACGGUAGCCUACACAUUGAUUCUGCUUUCCAUGUUUCCCCAGUAUCAGGAGAAGGCAUUUGAGGAGAUUGUCGCUCUGUUUCCGGAAAGCGGGGACUUGGAUGUGACCUAUGCAGAUACACAGGAAAUGGUAUAUUUGGACUUAAUUCUGAAUGAGUCGAUGAGAGUGAUGCCGCCCGUGCCAGUCGUAUCGCGACAAACGUCUCAGGACUUGCUUCUUACCAACGGAAUUGUCGUUCCGAAGGGAGUUCAAAUUGCUAUUGAUAUUUUUCACUUGCAUCGUAGUAAGAAAAUUUGGGGCGAAGAUGCGGAAAUAUUUAAUCCGGAACAUUUUCUGCCACAUUAUUUUCAAGAAAAGCAUCCCUACGCUUAUAUACCCUUCACAAAGGGCAUACGAAAUUGCAUAGGUUGGAAAUAUGCUUUGAUUUCGAUAAAGGUGACCUUGGCUAAAUUGAUCAGAAACUACAGAUUUUCAACCAGCUUUAAAUUUGAAGACCUUGUGUUUAUCGAGGAUAUAACCAUUAAGCUCAAGAAAGUGCCACAACUGGAAGUACAUCGGAGACUUUGAUA
Drosophila grimshawi is the source of this 1556-nucleotide messenger RNA. It is a transcript of the gene Cyp313a4, whose product is annotated as probable cytochrome P450 313a4. Lineage: Eukaryota; Metazoa; Arthropoda; Insecta; Diptera; Drosophilidae. Gene Ontology annotation, molecular function: monooxygenase activity; oxidoreductase activity, acting on paired donors, with incorporation or reduction of molecular oxygen; iron ion binding. The coding region runs from base 79 to 1554 and encodes 491 amino acids. The record is from RefSeq and is a predicted model, not a curated record. The transcript has 7 exons.